ACUAAUGGAUAGAUGAUCACCAAACUUUGUCUGUACCAUUCCUUGGUAGUCUUUAAUCAAGUUUGUUUAUACUCAUUUGAUUGGCCCCUUUAAGGGGCCGCUCAAGCUAAAAAUAGAAAUACCUUUAAACGCCUAUAUCUAGAGAACUAAUUGAUGGGUGAUCACUAACCUUUGUCUGUAAUAUUCUUGGGUAGCCUUUCAUCAAAUUUGCUCAUAUUAAUUUGAUUAGCCCCUUUUAGGGGUCUCUAGAGCUAAAAAUAAAAAAAAACAAACUUUAAACGUCUUCUUCUAUUGAACUUUUGGAUUAAUGAUCACCAAAUUUUGUCUGUAGCAUUCUUAGGUAGUCUUUUAUCAAGUUUGAUCACAUGAAUUUGAUUGGCACCAUUUAGGGGCCACUAGAGCUAAAAAUAGAAAUACCUUUAAAUGUCUAUUUCUAGAGACGAUCACCAAACUUUGAAGCAUUAUUAUUGCGAUACUGUGAUUAUGAUCCACUUAUCAGUUAAGAAUCGAUUGAAAAAAUAAUCUUACUGCUUAUUAAAUCUUUUUCAAAUUUACUUUUUCAGAAUGAUACCAAUGUAUAUGCAUUUGAAGACCUUGAUGAACUGACAACCACUUCUCAUAAUUUUGUCAAAAAUAUCAAUAGUUGUUUUGGUUUACAAGCAACAGAGUAGUAGCAGGCAACAUUAAGGGUUCACUGUGUAAACCUCUGUACUACCUACUGAAAAUAUAACCGGUAUACAGAACCAAAGAGAAUAAGAGAGUUCAUUCUGUUACAAUUGAAUAAAGGGCCAAUGACCAUCUAUUAAACAAAAGAAAAUAACAAAAGAAAUAGCAGCUUAUCCAAUCUAGGUCGCAUGUUAUGUUUCAGUCAAAAAACUUGUCCUGACUUCUCAAAAACCUUAAUGGAAUUAUCAAUACCAUGGCCAGUUUUGCAUGUUGUCAGCAUUUUCUAGUUCAUUGAUUUUGUAAUGAUAUUUAUAUUUAAAAAGUUGUCCAUACUACAUCUCUUUUAAAUUUGUAUACAUGUAGAAAGACAUAUGCUAUCCAUAAACUGAAAAUAAUUGUAUAUAAAUAGUGAUAAUUGUAUAUUUUUAUAUGAGUGUAACAAGUAUAAAAAUAUGAAUAUAUAUGUUUGAUGAUUUAACAAGGAACUUAUGGUUUUUACUGCUAAUUGUAGAAUGAUGAGAGUGAUGAAAUCCAUGACGAUAGUUUGGAGGAUCCUCACUUAGCUACAAUCCGGCUGGCGAUGAUGAGAGUGCAGAAAUGUUGUCAGGAAGCCCACCAGAUACUGUUUUAGAUCGCAGUGGCAGGUCAUUGAUGAACAAAGCUUUUAUCAUGGAGAAAAUUGAAACAUGGCAACCAAUGCAGCCAACAGAUGAACCUGAUGCGACAGUUUCAUUACCUGUUAUAAAUAUAUGUGAAGAUUCACUGAAGACAGUUAUGGCAGGAAGACCAGAAAAGGUUACCCCAGAGAAUGGUAAGGCAGGAAAUGUAAUAGGCAUCACCGAAGUGGAAGUAACAACAGAGAGCAAAGAAAACAACAUGGAAGAGGAUAGUAAAAAAACCGAUGAUAACAGAAAUGAAAGGAGGAUAAGAAGAAGGACAAAGUCUUCAUCAUUUGCUGUUGAAGAAAAGGUUUUGCCAGUGUUCAAGUAUGCAGGGAAAGAUGGUCCAACCAAGUGGCACGAAGCAACCAUACAAAACUCCAUACUAAAUAGAUUGCGAUAUAGUGUCAAAUUUGAUGAUGGAAUUGUAAGGAUAGUGAAAAGAAGUGAGAUACAGUCAACAUAAAAUAUAGUAAGGAUUUGUGUGAUGUGAAAUAUUUGAGCAGACUGAUUUAUUUUCCCAUAUCUUUAUAUUAAUAAGGAGUGCUAUCAGAUAAAGGUGUAUUGUGCCACAAUUCUGUUAAUUUUUUGUACCACCCCACCCUUUGAAGGUGUUGCUUUCCAAAGUGAUCAGCUUCCUAUUUCAGGAAAGGGGAAAGAAUAGUCCUUUCAAAAUCUUACCGUGCAUCCUCUUUUUUUCAGACAUCAAAUUUUUACCACCCAGCUUAUUUAUAACAUCUUUCAUUUAAUACUUUGAAUAAUAGGAAACAAAAAAAUAUGACCAAAUUACAUCCUUCCCUCCUUUGACGUAUACAACUAAUUUAUCUCUGCUUGCUCAAAAUAU
Messenger RNA from Ruditapes philippinarum (Manila clam), 2169 nucleotides. RefSeq lists its product as uncharacterized. NCBI's taxonomy places the organism in Eukaryota, Metazoa, Mollusca, Bivalvia, Venerida, Veneridae. The record is from RefSeq and is a predicted model, not a curated record. Bases 1264 to 1791 code for a protein of 175 amino acids. The transcript has 7 exons.